Syngnathoides biaculeatus (alligator pipefish) is the source of this 405-nucleotide messenger RNA. RefSeq names its product neuromedin Bb (gene nmbb). NCBI's taxonomy places the organism in Eukaryota, Metazoa, Chordata, Actinopteri, Syngnathiformes, Syngnathidae. Gene Ontology annotation, cellular component: neuron projection. Gene Ontology annotation, molecular function: neuromedin B receptor binding; neuropeptide hormone activity. The transcript has 3 exons. The record is from RefSeq and is a predicted model, not a curated record. Gene Ontology annotation, biological process: neuropeptide signaling pathway; positive regulation of hormone secretion. The coding region runs from base 1 to 405 and encodes 134 amino acids.
AUGAAGGCUCUGACGGGGAAGACCAUGUGCCGCUGUGGCGUAUUCACUUGCCUCGUCUUCUUCUCUCUGGCUUCGAUCAGCACAGCAGUGAGCUUUGACCUCACCGAGCUGAGGAACAAAGUGGCCAAAAUUAAACUGAAUCCCAGAGGGAACCUUUGGGCAACAGGGCAUUUCAUGGGCAAGAAGAGUGUGGUGGAUACCCCGCUGCUCUCCUCCAGUGAGGACCAGGGUGUGGGGGGCUUGGAGGUCUCCCAACCGCAGGGACCCAAUAGCCUCAGUGAGAUUUUCCAGGACUUCCUGCGGGUGGCCAUGCAAGCACAGAUUGAAUCACAAGAGAGCCGCUUAAAAACUCAGGAGGCAGAGUUGCUGAUGAGGAUUUUGGAAAUCUACACACAGAGAAAGUGA